GACGCUGCCGCCAUUAUGUCCGGCAAUGGUGGCACCCUCGCCGCUGCUGCCGCGGCCCCCACCGCCGCCACUUCUCCUCCCGAACAGCCACCUCCCCCACCGCCGCCGCCUCCUCCGCCUCCCCCGCCACAGCCACCCCCGCCGCCGCCGCCGCCGGGAAGCUCCGCGGGCGCCGCCGAGCCAGAGCUGGUGUCGCUCAUCCUGAAUCGCCUCAAGAGUCAAGGCCUUUUCGACCAGUUCCGCCGAGAUUGCCUGGCCGACGUGGACACCAAGCCUGCAUAUCAGAAUUUAAGACAGCGGGUGGACAAUUUUGUUUCCAACCAUCUAGCAACUCAUACAUGGAGCCCUCAUUUGAACAAGAACCAAUUAAGAAAUAACAUCAGGCAGCAGGUUCUUAAGUCUGGAAUGUUAGAAUCUGGUAUUGACAGAAUCAUUUCUCAAGUCGUGGACCCAAAGAUCAACCACAUAUUCAGGCCACAGGUAGAGAAGGCUGUCCAUGAGUUUUUAGUCACAAUGAAUCACCCAGAAGAGAUCAAUCCCAGCUUUGCCCUGCCUGAAGAUAAAUUAGAAGCUUCUGUUUUGCUGCAAGGUGUUCCUGCUAUCACUCCAAAUAUGAAUAUGGCUAAUGAUGCUCUGUCUAUUUUGGAGACCAUAACAUCUCUUAACCAAGAAGCCAGUGCCACCAAGGCUUCUACAGAAGCAUCCAACACUAAGACAAAUGAGAGAUUCUCAAAGAAACUCCUAUCUCAGCACAGUUUGGAUGGCAGCAUAGAGAGAGACCGGAAUGCAGAAGAUGUUGCUGAUGGAGAGAAAACUCCUUAUAUCUCUACAGAAGAAAGUUUUGAACCAGUAGUAAACUGUGAAGAUAUAAGUAAUUCAUUUUCUUCAAACGAAGAAGGGAAAACUAUAUCAAAAGAAGCUAGUAGCCUGCUUAAUCCAAGCAAGGAAAAUUUUCAGGAAAGUGAUGAACAAAAAAGUAAACUGGUGGAUAAAUGUGAUAGAAAACUGGAAAGCUUGGAAAAAGGAGAAAAGAAGAAAGAAAAGAAAGAAAAAUCUGACAAAAAAGUAGAUUUCUCAAAGAGAAAUGGCGAUGAUGUAAAAGCAAAAGAAGAAAAGACAAUAAAAGAUAAAGAAACAGAAGUGAUAAAACAUUUAACCCUUGAAAAGAACACUAGUAAAAAAAAUGAAAGCACAAAAGAAGUGUUGGAAGAUUCCGAUGUGGACAUACUGAGUGAUAUUACUGUUAGCUCCGUGCAUACCAGUGAUCUUUCUUCGUUUGAAGAAGAUAGUGAAGACCUGCUUUCUGAUAGCACAGAAGAAGGAGAAAUUGUUUCUGAUGACGAGGAAGAUGAAUGCAGUCAGAUUAAAGCAAAAUCAGAGGCAGAAGGGACAAAUGAUAAAAAAACAAAAUCUGGACGACAUGCUUACAUCCACAAGCCUUACCUUUACUCCAAAUAUUACAGUGAUUCAGAUGAUGAAAGAACAGUGGAGCAACGUCGCCAGUCGGUUGCUAAAGAAAAAGAAGAGAGAUUUCUGAGGAGACAGCUUAACAGAGAAAAACUUGAAGAAAAGAGGAAACAGAAGGCUGCAGAAAAAACAAAAUCUCUGAAAAUUGGCCAUCAAGGUAAAAGCAUUCAAAAUUUGGAAGACCUUUCAGGAAGAAGCUUUGAUCUAAAAACUGGUGGUGCCAGCAUUAAGGAUGUGCUUAAAGAACAAAGAUUUUUGGAAAAGAAAGUAGCACUAAGCAGGAAAAGAAAAAGAGAGUCAAGGCAUGAUGAAGAGGCCUGGAAGAAAAAAUGUGAACAGCCUGAUGAAUAUUUUGGAGAAUUUGAAAAGAUAAAUGAAGGUACUGAAAAGUUGUCUUCAAAAGAAAUUAAAGUCAGUCAAGGCAAAAAUGGAAAUAAAGUUGUUAGAAAAAUUGCAGAAUUGGGACUUUCACCAGAGGAAAACAAAAGUGAAAUCAAAGUUGAAAAGGAACACAAGAGAAGAACGUCUGCCUCUUUCCAAUUGGAGGUUAUCCAGCCAGAUGUUGAAGGAGAAUCUCAAUUUGAGAUGGCAGAGGUCAGUCCAGAAGAACCUCAAAAGCAAAGGAAUGUACUUAAAAAUGAAAAACAUAUUAAAAAGGAUGAGUCAGAAACACCAGGUGUUAAGAAUGUACUGAAGAAGGAGGUGAGGCCAUCAAAAGAUAAAAAUGAAAAAGAAAGAAGUCUUUCUGAAGACAAAUCAUUAAUGAAGUAUAAAUGUAAAGGAGAAAAUGUUCAGAAAACAAGUGAAAAUGUUGAAAAUGUACCUUCUGAGAAGAACAUGAGAAAUGAAGAAACCGUUGUGAAAAAUAAUCAACUAGCAAAAGUUUUGCCUGAUGAUAAAACUGAAAAGAAAAACAAGCAUAGAAGUGAAAGAAAGGCUUCCGUGAACAGCAAAGAGAUGAAAAACAUUUCAGAAAAAAAUGAGACUAUGCGCAAAGAGACCAAUAGAAAAGAGAGGCAGCUUUCCACAGAGAAAUUGAAAGCAGAGUACAAAUCCAGGAAGUUUCCAAAUGAUUCUAGGCCACCAAAAGAGUCACAGAGUGCCUCAAAGAUUCAUGUUUCUUCCAUAACAUCAAAACGAAAUGAAGAAGAAAAGCAUGAUGCAGAAUCAUCCAAUUUGGAUCAUAUUUUGCGGCAAGGUGAUAAUCUACACAAAGUCAGACGAAGAUCAAAGUGUGGCUUAGAAGAAAGGAUUGUAUUGAAACCAGUGUCCAAGAGUUAUAACAAAUCAGCAAAAGUACCUGAAAGUGAAUUACAAGAAAGUUUAUCUAAGCAUGAAUCUGUGCAGAAAUUGGACAAAGAUAAACAUUCAGAAGAGAGUAAUCCAGAUAAACAACCUAAGUUCAAACAAGAAAUGAAAUUUUUUGAAGAAAAUUCAACUGAGUUGGAAAUUGAAAGUGAAGCACAUUCACUAAGUAGUUUCCAAAAAGAUGCUAAUCAUAAAGUUAAGGGGCAAUUAGGAGAAAAAAUAAGAGAGAGAAGUAAAAGUGAUAAAUAUUUGAGUACUUCUAGACUGGAAAGGAGAUUGUCAGCAGAUAAUCACAAAAGCAGAAAUUUUAAGCAUAACAAGGACAUGAAAAAGAAAGGAGAUGAGGGAAAAUCAGAAGACAAAGGCAUGAAAGAAGUAGAAAACAAUGCAAAGGUGCUAGAAAAUCUGCACACAGAGAAGAAGCCUAUUAAAAAAUUAAGUAAUGAAAAUCGAAAGGUGAAUACAUCAACCCAAGAAAUAGAUACGAGAGAGGGAAAAAUACCAGCCUUCACAAGCCCUUUCAUUUCUCUUCAAAAGACUACUGGGCACUUACUGUAUUCUGAUCAAACCCAGGAGCCAAUGGAAGACUGUUGCAGUGAUAUACAUAAUCAACAAAGCCAAAUUGAGGAAGAAAGCAGUAAUAAUUUACAAGGGAGAGCUGAACUGAAAAAUAUUGUCAAAGACCAAAUACAUCAUCAUUUAAUGUCUGAAUUCAAUACAACGUAUUCAAAUUUCAGUAACUCUGAAGAAAAAGUGGAAGUUUUUCCUACUAAGGAAGAAAAUGUAUCAAGUGGCACCUUCAGGCAGAUUCCAAAGGAUUUAAGUUGUUUUGAAAAAGAACAUCAUCAUGUAAAUGCUGCUUCUGAAGAAACUGAUCACGUUUUACCUGAUGCUGCUCAUGAAAAUGAAAAAUUAAAAUUUCAUGGAAUGACUGAGGAUGGUCAUAGUCCAACGAAUCUUACAAGUAGCGGUCAUCAAAGUUGGAAAAGUAGUUCGUCAAUAAAGAGUUUAACAAGAGAAUGUGCACAUCAGAAAUCUAUGGAUGUAGAUCUUCCAGAAAUCACUGAUCCUUAUAAUGGAUCUAAAGAGGGAUCUUUGAAUAGAUCUUGUGUUAAAUAUACUAUUUCAGAUAGUCAAACCCUUGAUGUUAAAAUGAAAUUUUAUGAUAACAUCGAACUCAAUGCAAACCUGAAAGAUGAUCCUGCCAAUAUAAGAAUUAAAAACUCAGAGGACACAAUACAUUUACCUUCUAAAUUAAUACCUAGAAAUAGGAUAAGUGCUGUAGCAGGCAUUCAGGAAGUUACUGAGCAAAAAAGAACUGAAAGUGCAUCAACUAGUAUCUUAGAGAAUGAUAAUCUCAUUGGUUCAGAAGCAGCACCUACAAAUUUAAGUGCAAACAAAUAUGUUUUAAUCAACUUGGAGAAAGUAGAAAGGGAUCAUUUCAGUGAGAAUAUUGCAGAAUAUAAACUGGAAAUAGACAAAGAUCAGAGUAUUAAUAAUUUAGUAGAAUUGUCUUCAGGUUCAGUGCCCAAGAAUGUUUCAGAAAAAAAAAUCAAAGUAUCUGCAUUCAACAAAGGAGGAAAUGAUAUGAAAGAAGUUGCUGAAGAUAAUAAUGAAAGAAGUGUAGUAGACAGUAGUGUAGAAGGUAGCCAUUGCAUUGUUAGUCACAGUAGCAUGGAAACUGAUGCAAAUGUUAUAGGAACUAGCACAGAAAGACCUACUGGGAUCCCUUCCAUAGCUGAUAGUAUUAAAGAAAACCAUGGAGAUGAAGACAUGUCAAAUUUGCUGACUGAAGGUGAAGCCAUUAUUACUUGCUCAGAAGAACAAAGAAAGGCUCAUUUAAGUUGUGCAAGUAUAGAAGCAGAUGAAGGUUUCACUUUGAGUCCGUGGAUCAAAAGUAAAGAAAAUGCCCAUUCUGUGACAGAAAAAGCAAUUGGUGAGUGGACUGUCACAACGGCUGAAGAAAGUGGUGCUGUUAUGGAAGAGCUUGCAGUAUGUGAGAGUUCUUCAACCAGUACAAAGGAAAGAGAAAGUGGUGAAUGCUCUGUGAAUUACAUACAAGAAAGUACAAAGAAGGCAGUCAAUGGAAGAAGAGAUGAACUUGAUCAACGUGUGAAUAGCUGUGUAACAGAAGAGAAAGAUGAUGCUGUAACCAGUGCAAGCUCUGAACAAAAAUGUGUGGCUUCCAACUAUGUUGAAAUGAGCAGAUUUCAUGGUGGUGCCACAUGCACAGGUGAAAUAGAAAGUGAUGGUGCUGUAACCAGUGCAGGUACUGAAGCUCAGAAUCAGUCUAUGAUUGGUGAUCCAGAUACCUUUCAGAGUAACUCAGUUCAAUCUGAACAAGCUAAAGCAGCUGAGGGCACUGUGACUUGUACAGCUAUAGAAACUGAGCUCAUUGGUUCUGUUAUCUGUUCAGUGACUGGUACAGAUUCACAAGAGAAUGCUGUAACAGGGCAAUGCCCUGAAAUGGUAAAUAACCUAGCAACAGUAUCCCGUGCUGACAAAAGUGAAGACAUUGUAAAUGGUGAGAGUGCUGUCAGUAGCACAGGAAUAAUAGCAGAAGAUGAUCCUGCUUGUACUCUUUUGGAGGAAAACCAGAAAGGAUUUGUAGGAGCCUCAGACACAGAAGGAAAAUAUCAACUUGCCACAGACAGUACAGAAGCUAGAACUGAAACAAAUACUGUUGAAGUCAGUCAAGGUUCAUAUAUUGAUGAUGAAGGUUGUGUAACCAGCACAGGUGAAAAAGAAGAAGAUGAAGAAAGUGAAAAUUUUGUAACUAGUACAGGAAGAGGCAAUGAAGAAGCAGAACAUGUGUUGGUUUGUACAGGAACAGAAGAAAGUGGAAUGUUGCUUAUUAACAUGGGAACUACAGAACAUGAAAGUUCUGUCUGUCUAUCUACAGAUCAGCUUGGAACAGGGUUGGAUGAAUAUUCAUUAAAUGCAAAUAAAAGUUCUAUUGAUAUUAUGGCAUGCUUAUCAAAAGAAAUGAAGGUUGAUAGUGAUAAUAUAAAGGGGACAGUUGCAAGUAGCACCACUAGUGUUGGCAUAAGUAAUGAAAAUAUGGCAUUUGUCUCCCCGAAAGAGGAUUCUCUGUUCACCGAGACACUUAAGAAUAACAAUGAACUCUUAAAUGAACAAAGUAUAAAUCAACCAUUGGUUAGUGAAGAGCGGAGUGAGAACACUGAAUCUUCCUUGGAUAACAGGAAAUGUGGAGAACUGAUUAAGAUGGUAUCUAAGGAAAUAAAUAUACUUUCAGCAUCUGCUAAUGAAAAGGAUAAAAGUAAAGGUGAAAUCAUCUCUACAAGUGGGGCCAAAUUGUGCUCUAUUUCAGCACAUUCUGUCAAGCACAAUGAGCCAACAUUACCACUUGUUGCUAGAACAGUUGAAAACUUAGAGAAGGUCAAAGGUCUACUAACAUCUGAAGAUUUCAGUUUUCCUGCACCAAGUACAACUGUCAAAUAUAUGAAUCAAGAUGGAGAUGUUAUGAAAUCUAAUAAAGUUUCUACUAGUAUUUUAAAAGAAUUUGCAACUCCAAUGCCAAUCGUAACAGUGAAAGAUACUGACACUGUACUUGCCACUAACAGAGUUGUAGAGAAAACCAGCAGCAUGGAGAUAAAUGCCAUUGAUAUGCCCAGUGUAUUCACUGGAGGAAGCAAUGAAAGCCAGGUGAUUGGUGAUGAAGAGGGAAGGGAUGAAUGUGCUACAAUUUCCACAAGUAUAAUUGAAUACACAGAAACUCCUGUUUCAGAGGAAGGCAAUGAAGACAUUGCUCAAUGCUUUGAUCCAAGACUGGAGCAAACUACUGAUACUGCCACAAUCUCAACAAGUUCAGUAGAACAUUUUGAAUUUUCUACUGAGAAACAAAUGAAUCAGAUCUCUGAAACAGAAGGAAAAUUGAAUUUUGCUCAGCUUGCAACUGAGAUAUAUAACAGAGUUACACAUAGUGUAGUGCCAAUAGAAACAAAACACAGAAGUGAAAAUACAGUGGUCUCUCCAGAAGUAGAAAAGUACAAGACUGUUCAAGAAGCUACAAGCCAAGAAUCUGAAUUAGAUGAAAGUGACAUGCAUUUACUUACAAAAGUAGGAAUAUGUCAUGGCCUUGAAUUCAGUAUAUCUGAACAGAUGUUUAUUGCUUCAACUACAGAGGAUCUUGCAAAGAAUCCUGACAGAACAGGGGUUGCCGUCUCAGAAGAAAUUCCAUGUACAUUGACAAGCACAGAAUUGGUAGAGAAAACCAAUGUGUGCCCUGAAGAAUUGGAUCCCGCUAUGUUGACAGAUUUAAAAAACAGUAAGAAUUUAGUUGAGUUACCUAAUGAUGGCCAAGGGAUCCAGGGCAGGGAGGAAAGCAGAGAACCUUCAGUGAUAUCCAGGACUGAUGGCAAUAGUAAAAGCAUAGACAUUUCCACAUGUACAAUGGAAUCUGUUAAUAUAGUUGAACUUCCCUGUGCAGAAAUAAGUUUUGAUUCCUGUGUCGGUAGCCGUGGUCUAUCUGCUGAAACACAUAUGGCUGGAAAUAAAUCCAAAGAAGAUGGGAAAUAUGUAAAAACUGAAGUUACUGAAGAAAAGGAUGUCUCCAACUCCAGUUCAGUACCAUUUGAAUUAGGAGAAAAUUCUGAGAAUGCUCAAUGUAGCAAGACUGAUGUAAAUGCUAAAGUACCAGAUGCUCUUGUUCAUGGAAAUAUAGAAAACAAUCAUGAGAGUAAAGUGGUGCGUCCAUUUGAGACUGACAGUCUGGAACCAAAGAUGGAGACAGCAACUGACAAGCAGCUGUUGUGUACAAAUCCAGAAAAAGAACUUCACUAUGAAGAGAAACAGCCCGAAGAGGUUCUCAAAACCUUUGAAAAUACACAUGCUAUGGUCAUAACAGAAGCAAUAGAAGGUCAAAUUCUUAAAGAAAAAUUAUCAGAGCCAGAAAGACCUAAUCAGAACGAAGAGAAUUUCAUGCCAGAAGCAAUGAGGAGUCCUACUAUUGAAGAGGAUGGUGGUACACAAUGCCAGAUUUUGGAAGAGGAGGCCAAACAAGAAAUUAAUGAGGAAAAAACUGCCAACAACUCAGAAGAAAUGCCUGAAUGUCAUGCUGUGGCUGAGAAACAUUCCUCAGAAUCUGUAAAAGAAAAAGACAAAAUUAUUGGCAGAAUGGAUAGUUCUAGCACUUCAGGUCUGGAAUCCAGUUUGAAUCCUGUUGAGGGAAGCAGUCUGCAGCAAGUAAUAGUUAAACGAAAAAGAGGAAGACCUCGCAAAUAUCCUCUUGAAAUAGCAGCAGUGCAGAGUCAGGAUUCAGCAUUGGACACAGUCAUGAGAAAUGUACUGCAGUCUUCAGGCACUAGCAGUAGAACAGGGAUAAUACCAGAAGCCAAUGAUUCUUUGAACAAUAGAAGCAAUAAAACUGAAAAAGAGAAGAGCAAGGUGUGGUUAAGAGGAAGAAAACGGAAACGGGCUUGUCUUUCAUCAGAGGAAACAGGAACAAACACAUCUGAUUCAUCUAAAAAACGUCAGAAGCUCAUAUCAGUCUCUGAAGAAAGCGCUAAGGGCCAGGAUGACAUCAAGAAGAAAGGAAGUGGUGAUGAAACAGAUGGAGAUGAGACGCAUUCAGGAGCCACAACUAGGGCAGCAUCAAGAUUGGAAGCAGAAAGGAAGCAGCCAAACAAGCCAACAACCCGAGCCUCAUCGAAAAGCCAGAGUCCAUCCUCAGCUCUUCCUAAAAAACGUCGAAAAUUAGCAAAGAAGAAGCAGUCAUCUGCCACUGCAAAAGUGAACAAAGAUCCUCGCUUGGCCCAAUCAAAAUUUCAACCCAUCAAGCGCAGAAGGGAAGCGAGCCCCCCAGUGUCACAUAAGAAGGAUCACCAGAGGGCUGAUGAGACUGACGUGAAAAAGUCCAAGCGAUAGUUGGAACCCAUGUCACUUGGGAUUCAGGGUGGGAGGGAACAUUCUGUGCUCUGUAAAGCUUGGGUGAGCUGCAUGUGUGUAUUUCCAAGAUGUAACAUUAAUACACAUGUAAUAUUUUAAACAGCUUCAUGAACUAUUUGUUUAUGGAAAAAGAUGAUAUGAAUUAGAUAAGUUUCUUUGUGUCCAGGAGGAAUUUGCUGAUGCUUCCAAACCACUCUUCACUAGUGGCUUCUUAACACCUUUUGUAUAUAGAACAUUUAUUUAAAAAAAAAAAGAUUGUAUUUUACUGUGUAUGAACAUAAUGAGAACACUGUGUUGAACCGCAACACCUGGUGGUAUAGUAUAUUGUUUUAACUGGAUUAUUAAAUGUUGUGCUGCCAUGCUUAGUGCUGGGUAGGACUAGGAAAAGGAAGUACGAAACGAAUUUGGCUCAGAACCUUCUCAUAUGUUCGGGUCAAGUAGAUAGGCAUAAGGAGAGCUUUGUUACUUCCCUUGUUGUGUUUGUAACUUUCUCUAUGCUAAGAGUUAAGAGUGACAUUUCUACAGUGUUGAGUUUGACGUGCCCUUUCCUUUGGAAAUGUAUUCUCACUUGUAAAAUUUCUCCCAGUGUCCCAGCGGGAACAUAGUACAAGAAGAGUUUUCGACUGAAGAGCACAUCACCUUUCUAUGGAGCGCUUAAUUGUUCUUCUUCCAGGGCUUUUGCUUCUCCAUAGAAAAAUGGAAAACAAAAGGACUGAAAAGAUUGGCAACAUGCAUACUUUAUCCACUAGUAUUAAAGAAGGGCGUAGAAUCUGGCUAGUUGUCCAAAUUUUUAGUAGACUCGCAUUUUACUCUCUCAAGGACAAAUCUUCAAUUUGAGUUCCAUGUAAAGCUUUUUUAUUGUUAAUUGCACUUGUCUCUUGCAAAGAUGUAAGUUGCCAAAUAUUAUGAGAUUAUUUUAAAAUGUUCAUAUUCAUCUUUUAUAACUAAAAAAACAACAUUGAUUUUUAAUUUUUUGUUGUAGUUGUUGUUUGGGGAUCUUUUGUUGUAAUGUGGAUAUUUCUGUCAAAUAUUCUAGUUUGUUUCUUAUGGAAUUUUUAUAUAUAAAUUACAAAAUGUUUCCAAA
Thamnophis sirtalis is the source of this 9766-nucleotide messenger RNA. Lineage: Eukaryota; Metazoa; Chordata; Lepidosauria; Squamata; Natricidae. The record is from RefSeq and is a predicted model, not a curated record.